UCACAAAGAAAAGAGCACAAAAGUCGAAAAUGUUGGGAAGAAUUGCGAAGAGAUGCACUCUGACCUUUUCUUUUAACGUUGCUGUCUUUCGUCUUGGUCUUUCUUCUUCCGCGUUUCUUUUCCUCUCUUUGCCUUUUUCUUUAUUAUGAUUUAUGGGUACUCACGAAAACCGCGUUUCUCGAGAAAACUUUUCUACCCUCUUAUCUCAAUUUCCACACCAUUAAAAGUCUAUGCGUCAAUUUCAAAACUGAAAAACCCUAAUGGCACUUGAGUUCAUGCAAAUCCUCAGGAAACUAAAGACAAAAGAAAUAAGUAGUACUCUUGUACCUUCCAAUCUUUAAUGGUCUGUGGAACGCGAACCCUGUCGUAGUGGUAAUGGCUGAGCACGGUGAAGAGAAGCUUUUAGCUGUAGCGCGCCACAUAGCCAAAACGCUGGGCCAUAAUGAUUCGACGGCCGAUGAUAUUCUCCAGAUUUUCUCCAACUUUGACGGCAGAUUUUCGCGUGACAAGUUGUCGGAGAAGAUGGGUGAUGGGGACCCUAGAAGCUGCGCUGCACUGGAACACACUCUGAAGUCUCUUGACCGUCAGAUCUCCCAGUACGUGGCGGCAGAUCAGCCCAUCUGGGCGGAUUCCGUCGAUGCCGGAGCGUUCCUCGACGCCGUCGACGAAUUAAUCGCCACCCUCAGGGAGUGGCAUCCGAUGACUGGGGAAAAAUCCGUGGCCGCGUGUUUGGAUCGCGCCGAGGAUUUGUUGCAGCAGGCGAUGUUUCGCGUUGAGGAUGAGUUCAGGUCGUUGAUGGAACGGGGUGGCGAGUCGUUCGAGCUGAGUCGACCCUUAGGACCUGGCGAGUCAGCUGGUAACUACCUGUUCGAUUCAGAGGAUGAAGACGACGACGGAGGAAUGAUCGGAUGCGGCGACGACCACCAGAUCCCCAUCGCGCACCCGAUCUCCGAUUAUGAUAUCCUGAUCGACGCUUUACCGUCGGUCACGAUCAACGAUCUGCACGAGAUCGCGAAACGAAUGGUUGCAGCAGGGUUCGGGAAGGAGUGUUCGCAUGUUUACAGUAGCUGCAGAAGAGAGUUCUUGGAGGAAAGCAUUUCUAGGUUAGGGUUACAGAAGCUGAGCAUCGAAGAAAUUCAGAAAAUGGCGUGGUGUGAUCUCGAGGACCAAAUCGAGCGGUGGACCAAGGCCGCGACCGUGGCGCUUCGGAUUCUUUUCCCCAGCGAACGGCGUCUCUGCGAUCGAGUCUUCUUCGGCUUCUCCUCCGCAGCCAAUCUCUCCUUCAUGGAGGUAUGCCGUGGUUCCACAAUUCAGCUGUUAAAUUUUGCUGACGCCGUGGCAAUCGGCAGCCGAUCGCCAGAACGGUUGUUCAAAGUCCUUGACGUGUUUGAAACUCUGAGAGACUUAAUGCCUGAGUUUGAAGCCGUGUUCUCCGAUCAGUACUGUUUGUUGCUUAGAAACGAAGCAAUUACUAUCUGGAGAAGGUUAGGAGAAGCGAUCAGAGGAAUAUUAAUGGAAUUAGAGAAUCUAAUCCGGCGGGACCCUGCAAAAUCGGAGGUUCCCGGCGGUGGCCUUCAUCCCAUCACCCGCUAUGUGAUGAACUACCUCCGAGCAGCUUGCCGCUCCCGACAAACUCUGGAGCAAGUCUUCAAUGAAAGCAUCGAUGAUCGAACAUCAUCUUCCUCAUUAUCAGUUCAAAUGGCUUGGAUAAUGGAGCUGUUGGAGAGCAAUCUGGAGGUGAAAUCGAGGAUUUACAGAGACCCUGCCUUGUGCUCUGUUUUCAUGAUGAAUAAUGGAAAAUACAUUGUUCAAAAGGUUAAAGACAGUGAACUGGGAUUGCUCUUAGGCGACGAUUGGAUCCGGAAACACACUGCAAAAAUCCGACAAUAUCAAGUGAACUAUCAAAGAAGCUCAUGGAAUAAGGUUUUGGCAGUGUUGAAGGCAGACAAUACCUCACUGGCUCCAAACCCCUCAUUGAACACCAUGAGGGAGAGGCUCAAGUUAUUCAACUUGCAUUUUGAUGAGACCUGCAGGGCUCAAUCUACCUGGUUCAUUUUCGAUGAACAGCUCAGAGAGGAGCUGAGGAUUUCAGUGGUCGAGAACUUGUCUCAGGUCUACCGCAACUUCCUUGGAAGGCUCCAGAGUGUUCCAGAAGCCGGGAAGCAUCCGGAGAAGCUUAUCAAGUACUCUGUGGAAGAAAUUGGAGCUCGGGUUAACGGCUUGUUUCAGAGAGUUGGUGGUGGUGGUGGUGGAGGAAAGUGAAGCCAAGACAGUGAUCAUAGUGUUGUAUGGAUGAAUUGAUGUAACGUAUUGUAUUAGCUUAGUCUAAGCUUACACGAAAUCUUUCAGUAUAUGGAUGUAAUCACAGCCAUUUCUCUUUGUGUGCAAUCUUUACUUGAAAUGAAGAAAUUUGAAACUGGUUUCAAGGAA
Molecule: messenger RNA, 2430 nt
Organism: Vitis riparia (riverbank grape)
Lineage: Eukaryota; Viridiplantae; Streptophyta; Magnoliopsida; Vitales; Vitaceae
Product: exocyst complex component EXO70B1-like
Exons: 1
Coding region: 376-2262 (628 amino acids)
Biological process (GO): exocytosis
Cellular component (GO): exocyst
Molecular function (GO): phosphatidylinositol-4,5-bisphosphate binding
Source: RefSeq, a predicted model, not a curated record